Molecule: messenger RNA, 341 nt
Organism: Cryptococcus amylolentus CBS 6039
Lineage: Eukaryota; Fungi; Basidiomycota; Tremellomycetes; Tremellales; Cryptococcaceae
Exons: 2
Coding region: 21-272 (83 amino acids)
Source: RefSeq, a predicted model, not a curated record
AAAACAACACAUCCACAAUCAUGUCCACCGGUGCCCAAUCCCCCAGCAGAACCUCCCCCGACCCCUCUGUCCCCAACAACGUCCCCCAGAUGACCCAGGCCGACCAGCGUCCUGGUGUCUCGGGAACCAACCCUGGUGCUGCCCCCGGUGAGCAAUCAUCGGGUGGUGUCUCUGCCUCUGCCGUCAAGACUGCCCAGGCCUCUGCUGACUCUCUUGGAGAGGCUGGUCACUCUAGGAAGGACGUCGAGACUGGCUCUGGUCCCUCUUCAUGAUCAGACCAAGGGGGGUAGAGAAUACGUGAGAAGCAAGGAUUGAAUGCAUACAAUCUAAUAUAUAUGUGU